Molecule: messenger RNA, 6300 nt
Organism: Hemiscyllium ocellatum (epaulette shark)
Lineage: Eukaryota; Metazoa; Chordata; Chondrichthyes; Orectolobiformes; Hemiscylliidae
Product: F-BAR domain only protein 2-like
Exons: 27
Coding region: 36-2897 (953 amino acids)
Biological process (GO): clathrin-dependent endocytosis; clathrin coat assembly
Cellular component (GO): clathrin-coated pit; clathrin-coated vesicle; plasma membrane
Source: RefSeq, a predicted model, not a curated record
UGUAUCAGUUUCAGGAGCUGCUCCUGGGACUCGCGAUGCAACAUUUUGGGAGUAAUUUCUGGGGGGAGAAAAACAAUGGCUUUGACAUCCUUUACCAUAACAUGAAACACGGACAGAUCUCCGUGAAAGAGCUGGCUGACUUUGUGAGGGAAAGAGCUCUGAUUGAAGAAACGUAUUCAAAAUCAAUGUCCAAGUUGUCAAAGAUGGUGAGCAACAGUUCACUGGGGACUUUCGCUCCAAUGUGGGAUGUGUUCCGGACCUCAGCUGAUAAAUUGGCACUUUGCCAUUUCGAGUUAGUGCGGAAACUCAACGACUUGAUCAAAGAAAUGAAUCGGUUCAACGAGGAGCAGGUCAAAAUGCACAGGAAGACAAAGGAGGAGGUGUCAGGUACACUGGAAGCUGUGCAGAAUGUCCAAUCCAGUGGCCAGCUCCUGCAGAAAUAUAAAGACAAUUAUCAAAGCAAAUGGCUGGAGUGGGACAGACUGAAAAAGGAUGGGGCUUCUCAGAAAGAGAUUGAUAAGGCUGAAGUCAAGUCAAAGAAAGCUGCAGAAUCUUACAAGGCGAGCAUCAAGAAAUAUCGUACUGCCCGCUCCGACUACCAGCUGAAGAUGGCAGAUGCUGCCCAGAAAUUCCAGCAAGUUGAAGAGAUUCACCUGAGACACAUGAAAGGGUUAAUCAAGUCAUACUCCCACUCCAUUGAAGACACUCAUGUUCAGGUGGGCCAGGUUCAUGAAGAGUUCAAACAGAAUGUGGAGAAUAUUCGGGUACAAGACCUGAUCCAGAAGUAUGCCCUGACCAAAGGGACUGGCAAAGAGAAGCCAGGGCCAAUUGAGUUUGAGGAAUGUAACCCAGAGGUUCUGCUGGAAGCUCCAAAGAAAAGCAAGAGGAAAUCAUUUGUGAUCCCAGGACUUGGCAAGAGAGAGAAGGACACCGAUUCCACGGGCUCUCCGGAUGCUGACUCCAUUAAUUCUCCCGAGGUGGAUGAAGAAGGUUACACCAUCAGACCUGAUAUUGUCCGGAAUGAUGAGAGGGAGACCCAGCCCUGCUCCUCCAGUGACUCAGACUUCGAUGAUGACGAACCCCGAAAGUUCCACGUGGAGAUCAAGCCGGUGACGGUGAGAGAUUGGGCCCCUGACCCAGCCACAUCGGUGGAGCAGCUGCGGGCUUCCAUCGGAAAUAUCGUCCUCUCAUCCAAUCCGACUAUUCCAUCCAAAAGGAAUUCCACCCGGCAUUCAAUCCAACUGGCUCCACUUGCAGUGGAAGGGAACUCCCAGGCUGUUCACAUGAGAGAGGCAACUAUGUUCCAAUGCAGCAGCCCAGGCUCCGAGACCAGCAGCAGGACAACUGUCUCACAGAAUGGUGACAGCUUUCUGGAUCCACUAUUUGGGCCUCCGUUGGACGCCAUGUUUGAGAAACAAGAACUUGGAGCUCAGUGCCACCAGCUCGAUGGGAAUCCUCUGCCAUUGAGUGCUCCGACCAGCUCCAGUGCACUAGAAACUGUGGAAGACUCUGGUCUCGAUUCACCUUCUUUCCCGACUACUGACACCUCCUCACCAUCUCCUGAAUCUAGACCUUGGACCCCCCAGCCCGUCACCCCUCCAGUCUCACUACCACUUAACAGCUGCUUCUCCCCAACCUGCAACGAAGCUUCCUCUCGCCCUGUUCCUGUUUGUAACCUCCUAUCGAAUGAGGGGCCCUCAAGUACGGAUCUUCACUGUGGCACAGACAGAGAGCUGUCUCCUGUGGAUACCUGCUCAAACACUGAGUCUUCGGUUCAAACUCCCCAGGGACUGGCCACUAACGCCAUCGCUUCAGCUACAGCAGCUCCCAGUGUCCAAGCAGAGGCCUUCAUCAGGGAGACAACACUGGUUGCUCCUCCACGCCGUCACUCAAAAAAGAAACUGUUCACCAUUCCGCUCGAAGGGACAGACGCAACCAGGCCUGUCAGCCCAUCGGUUCUAUCCCCUGCAGCCAGUCAGAGUCCUGUUGAUGAAGCAACCACGACACAUCCCAGCCAGAAUCGAACCACGACUCCAGCCUCGAGUGUGUGUAUUUCCCGAGGACCAAGCCCAGUGACUGUAGGCAGCCAUGACACCUUGCCCAUUGCAGCUGCUUUUACAGAAUGUAUUGAUGCCUACUUCAGGGCUGGAGACUUUGCAAAUGUGAUUGUGAAGCUGACUGGAGAUCUCACCAUGUCCUUCCCAGCGGGAAUCAUUCGGAUCUUCAGUGGGAAUCCAUCACCAGCUGUCAUCAGCUUCAGGAUUUUGAACGCUAAUCGCAUUUCACAGUUUCUGUCCAACUCACAACUACUGUACAGUGACCUGUCACAGAGCGAUUCCGAUGUGAAAGAUUUCUGGUUGAAUAUGUCUGCACUCACUGUCCAGUUACAGAAACAAGCCAAGCAGAAUCCUGGUGCCUCCUACUUCAACAUUAGCCUCCUCAAAUACCAGGUUUCUACUCUUGACUGCUCAGCCAUUCCUCUGAAAGUUGCUGCUCACUGGAAAUGUGAGUUGGGUUACACAGAGGUCACCCUGGAUUAUGAGCCUGACCCAAGCAGCACAGCGAAGGAGCUGAGAAACCUGCAGACCUUGCUACCACUGGAAGGAGAUGUCAGUAACAUCCAGUCCCAGCCCACUGCUGUCUGGAACUCCAAACAGAAGAGGCUGUGCUGGAAGCUUCCAGAUAUCUGCACCCAGUCAGGACCUGAAGGGAGAGGAUCACUGUCUGCGAGUUGGGAGGUGACGAAUGGCCCCAGUAAGCCAUCCCCCGUGGCCCUGCAGUUUACAAGCGAAGGGAACACAAUGUCGGGAGCUGAUAUCUGUCUGGUGGGGGCUGGAUACAGACUCUCUCUGGUGAAGAAGAAAUUAGUUACAGGCAAGUACUUUGCAGGAUGCUAGUGAGGAGUUUUCCCACUGGAUGAAGACUUGUGUGUGCACUCAACUGGUUGUCCAUCUGGGAACUGUUUGAGAGAUUCCACUGUUUUGAGUGGUUACGGACUCUGACGUAUCUAACAGUUUACCUCAAUCACUCUCUGAUUUGGUCUGUGAUUUUUUUUAAUGUUUUGGUAUUCAGCAUGUUUCUCUUCCUAAAUGGAAAAUCUCUCAACUAAACUCUGCCUGUAUUGUGAUUUUGAAUUGUUCCCAUUCCAAAUUUAAUUGUAGGUCAGUCUUAGCUCUUGCCCUGUGCAACUUAUUACUGGACCAGGAGGAACAAUAUGAAUGCUUUUAUUCACAAUGUGCAGUGUUUCCCCAAACCCCACACCCUGAAUCUGUAUUUAUUGCACUUUGGAACAAGUGGUUCUGAUUCUAUUAACCUCUGGCUCUUCCAGCAGAGUUUGAGGAUAAUGAGAGUUGCUGCAAUCAUUCUGUUUUUGUGGAAAAUGCAAUGUUGGGAACUUUGGGUUUCUUUUUGUAGUUGGCAGGAGCUGAGUGACUGCUCCCAGCUUCAGUGAGCUGCCUGAAACAAAUGAACUGAAGAACACCAAUGAGACUCUGGGACACAUCUCCCCCUUUUGGAUGACCACAUUUCCAGGGAAGCUCAUCGUGAAAUGCAAUGGUUUUGAGGAUUGGCCUAUUUGAAGCUUAUUUUACUCCAGACAAGAAGGUUUAAACCAAUGACAGCAUUAGAGUGAGGUUCAAAACUAACAGGAAGCUGAUGAGAUGAACCUGAUUCACAGUUCCAUUUUAAUUUUCAGAAUCUCCUGCGAGUUUUCUCUUCAUUUUGCUGUGAGAUUUAAUUUCUGAAUUGCUGAAGACUCCAUGAGAAUCUUGGAGAGUUAACAACCCUUGUUCCCUCUUGUUUAAUGAGCAGUGAUUUGUGAAUGUCAUUUUGGAGUCAAGAAGCUAGGAAUUCUGGAUGUAAUAAAUCUAGACUCUCAGUGGAAUCAGUUGAGUUUUUUUGUACAUCUUUUAAGCAGUGUCAGUUCAAAGUGAAGUAUUGUAUCCAGACCUAAUGAGUUUAAGUUCACCAGUUUGUGUGGUAUGCUGAUAGAGUCUAGUUUGCUUCUGUGCCAGGCUGAGACAGCGAGAACUAGCAGGUCCACAUCUGUCACUGGUCUGACCUGGGGGUCACAACUGUUGGAGACCAUCUGACCUCUUCUCCUUCUGCAGCCCAUUGACCUAAUUGCCUGGAGUUUUUCAUCCUGUCACUGUUGUUUCCAGAAAGUCUGCCAGACUGCACAGCACUUUUCAGACAACAUCAAACUCUGGGGUGAUGCCUUCAUAGCUGAAGAGUCCCGUUACUAUGCCAUGUGUGUUGAUUAAUGGCAGCUGGGGGCAAAAUACUGGAGAGGCAAGUUUAUAUCUGCGCUUCAGCAAGAGUCAGCACUUUCAGGGGAGAAAGUGAAAGAAAUAAUUUUCUAUUAAAAAUUUGUUCAAUAAACGCUAUCAGGUUCUCAGUCCUAGGUGCUGUCACUCUUGAAGAUUUUUAAUUAUCUUCUAGUGUUUAAUCUCUAUAUUCUCUAAAUUGUUAAAAACGUACAGCUAGGAAUGUUUCCACAUUUAGACCAUGAACUUCCAUUUAAGGAUCUGGAAUAACUGAUCUAGAUGGGUCUUGAAUUUGUCCUUGGGUUAGAUUUUAAGGCUCUUUGUCUGUGAAAGGGAGGGUUCUAGUUGUUGUUUGGUGUGAAUAGGACAAACUAUGGGCAGGAAGAAGUUGUCAAGCUUUCAGAAUUGUAGCUUCAUUUCCUGGUGUGGUUUCCAGGCAACGUAGAGAUCUUGCAGAAGGGAUCUGGACAAUCAAGAAUGAUCUGAUUUGGGGAGGAGCAGCAUUCCUAUUGGCAAGUCUAGUGACCAAUCACUGAAUGAGAAGGGAGAUUGGCAGGUCACAUGGUGAAACCACCAGGAUUGUCCAAACAUUCCAGCGUCUAUAUCAUUCCAGCAGUCCAUAUCAUUCCUAGAGCCACCUAAAGUGUUUGAAGGAGCUUUGUAAAAGGAAAGAUUUCAGUUCUCAGUUUGAUCGACUCAGGGACAGCAGGGGUUUGAGGUCAGGCAGGAUAUCUGACAAGAUCCCUUGCCCUGCCAAUGUGUACUCCGACUGGGACUAGUCCUGAUGCUGGGGUUGCCAACUUUCACCAGAUGAGUUCCUGGAGAUUUAAUCAUGUGAUUCCCACCUCAAACCCUGACCAAACCCUCCCCAAAUACUGGUCUAUCCUCCAGCCAUUAUGAUGUGAUUGAAUGAAUCUGCACCAUCAGUCAGGCUAAGAUUUUUUCCAAAUCAUUGAUUUUGAUCAAAAGAAAAUGUGCAAUAUUUGAAUGUAGCUGUGAACUCUUUGAUUCCUGGGUUUUUGAAUCCCCAAGUAAUUUUCAGUUGCUUUCAACUCCAGGCCAGUCUUGCAGGCCUGGUAACUUUAGCAGUGAGGGAGAUUGUUUUAUUUUACACUGUACCCUGUCUGAUCUCUGGGUGAGGGUUCAUUUAUACUUUGCCCUGAUACUUUGAUUGCAAUAUUGCCCUGAAGAUAUCUGAGAGGAAUGAGUCUGCAGUUGAUCCUGACUUUCUAUUGGUCUGAUCCUAGAGACGAUGUGUUGUGGCCAGAGAUGUUUCUCAAAUUGCCACUUCAACCCAGUUAACAAUACAACACAGGAUCAACGUGGUUGGAGACUUUGGGACUAAUUUUAGUUCCUUGCCCUAUGCCCCAUACCCACCCAGAAAGUUUUGGCUACAUAAAACCUUUGAUCAUUCUUGGAAAUAGAAUCAAGGGUACAAUAGCUUGCACUUGUAUUUACCUGGGUGUCUGUUCAGGAGCUGGGUUUAUGGAUGCGAGAACAUUCCUAUUAUAUGUUGUGUUUGGUGUGUUCCUUGCCCUCGACACACUGCCUUUUAAAGUUUUAUUGACAAAAUGUUGUCAUGUCAUGACAAAGUUGGUAUAAUCAGAGAGGUUAGAGACAGUAACAGGGAGGUGUUCCUGCUGUAAUGUGUGACUUCACACUCCCACCUAGUGUUAUUGGAUGGUUUGGAACCUCAGAGAUCUUUGAUUUAUAUAAUUAUUAAAUGUACAUAUAUGUGAAAACUAGCCAGGGCUUCUUUUGUGAAUUAGCCUUCAUUUUGGAGUGUGUUUUUUGCUUCUCCAUUUCUCACUGUACCAACAGAUGUCCCCACCCCACUCCUCCCCUCACCCUCACCCUCCCACCAUCUCCACCCCACCUCAGCCUCUGUCUCUGCCUCAAGAAAUCCAGUUGGGCCUGGGGGCUGAGGUUCUGAGAUUCCAAGGGGGACCCCGUUCCGUGAGCUGUGCUUUUGUGUGAAUAUUGAUGAUGGUCAGCCUCCUGUUAUGAGGUCAUGCCUGUACACUCAACCAAGCAA